Molecule: messenger RNA, 494 nt
Organism: Cucurbita pepo subsp. pepo (vegetable marrow)
Lineage: Eukaryota; Viridiplantae; Streptophyta; Magnoliopsida; Cucurbitales; Cucurbitaceae
Source: RefSeq, a predicted model, not a curated record
AUAUCAGACCCUGAGCGCAACUAUCAUUGCUUUUACCUUCUCUGUGCAGCUCCACCUCAGGAGAGAGAGAGGUAUAAGCUGGGAAAUCCGAAAUCAUUUCACUAUCUAAAUCAAUCAAAUUGUUAUGAGCUGGCUGGUGUGAAUGAUGCUCAUGAUUAUCUUGCCACAAAGAGAGCCAUGGAUAUUGUUGGAAUAGGUGAACAAGAGCAGGAUGCAAUUUUCCGAGUUGUGGCUGCAAUACUCCAUCUUGGUAAUGUUGACUUUGCAAAAGGAGAGGAGUCUGAUUCAUCAUUUAUAAAAGAUGAAGAAUCAAAAUUUCAUCUUCACAUGACAGCAGAGCUUCUCAUGUGUGAUCCCAAUGCAUUAGAAGAUGCUCUUUGCAAGCGCAUGAUGAUUACACGGGAGGAAAUCAUCAAGAGAAGUCUUGAUCCGCUUGGUGCAACUGUUAGCAGGGAUGGUUUAGCCAAGACAAUAUAUUCUCGUUUGUUUGACUG